AGACACUGCAGAAGAGCUAAAUUCAGAAAAUUUGGGUGAAACCACUCUGUUGUCAAAACUUCACAAUGAUCUUACUAACAAGUCGGAUAUCAGUCCUUAUGGCAUUUCUUCUUCUCUUACAUUACUGGAAAGCAAAGGUCAAUGCUUCUGGAAACCCUGAGGAGGAAAUGGAUUUCACAUAUGUUAUUAUAGGAGCUACUCUGGGAGCAUUACUAGCAAUUGGUUUUGUAGCAGUAAUAAUCUGCAUGAUCAAAAAACAAAUGAUUAACAAUGUCUUUGGAGAGUCAGAUGGAAAAAUGGAUAGAAGGUCAAACAUGGGAUCAAGCCAAAACAGAGAUGACAUCAAUGUACUAGAAAAACGAAGUGCAAAUGAUCAAUAAUCCUUUUGCAAUUGACAGUUACCUGGUCUGAGGAUCAAUAGAAGUCUCUUGUGCACAGGCAGGAAUCUCACCAAUACCAUUUCCUCUCUUUGUUCUUUAAUUGAAAGACUGAUUGAUUGAUUGAUUACAGGAAGAGCUUACAGUGCAUGCUAACUUCAAUCAUCUGCACACAAAAAGCUUGCAAUCCUCAACAGCAUGUAUAUGAAGAAAAUAUAUGAGGAAAAUACAAUAUAUGAGUUCUGCUCAUGAAUAAAUCCUGUUCAGUCUGUGAUAAGUAUAUGAUUGACUUCUAAAUUCAAUUAAAUAUAAGGUAAUCAAAAAGGUAGCAAUACAUUUCAGCAGCAGAAUUCAUGGUCAUGCCCAUAUUUCCAGUUAGGCAAAUAAUGACUGAAAUAACUUUAAAAAUCAUUAGUCUGAGUUUGAAAUAAAACUAGGCUUCUGAAGUUUUUCAGGAAAUACACAUUUUGUGUUAAUAUGAAAACAUUUCAUUCACACUAAAGUUAUAUCUGUUUUUUUAGCAUUAGGACUGAUGUGUUUUGUUUAACUGUGGGUGAUAAUGCUAAUUUCAGCUAUUUGAAAUUAACUACGGUCAUUUAAAAUGAAAAAUUCCUUUUUGAAAUAAUGUUUUUUAUGGUUUGUUUUUAGAACACUGACAAGAAAACAAUCUUCUGUAUUAAAAAAGAAAGUUUCUGGACUUCUGAAACAAAACAUUUCAUGUCAACAUUCUAUAACAAACUAAUCUGACAUUUUCAAAAUUCACCCAUCCCUGUUUUUUUAGUAUAAAACAAUGCACUAAAUUCAAUCAGAAUUUGUGAAUAAUUUCAGUCUCCCAUCCCCUUCAUUCUUGUUCUAGCCUUACAUAUUCUGUUGAAUUUGAUUUCAUAAAAAUUGCUUUGCCUGGGUCCAAUUGCAAGCUUCUCACAGUAGGAGUGAUAAUCAGAAAACAUAGAACUUUGUCUCAGAACAUUUAGAAUAGUUUAAAUAAUUUUAAAGGUUUUAAACCAAAGUUAUUCUGUAAACACAUCCCAGCUUUUACCAAAGCUGUGAGCUUGUGGUUUUGGUCUCAGUUGAGAAAAUAAUUCUAUAGAUUCUACUCCGUUUGUUUAAAUCCACUUCUUUCAAGAAUGCUUUACUAUAACAAGUAUUGUCAUCACAAAGUGCAAGAAAGGCAGGAAGAUUUUUGUAUUUCAAGCCAGGCUUUCCUUUCAGCUUGAGAAGACAUGGCAGCACAUGUCAGCUGCGGGAGCGCUGGGAGCACUUGGCUAGCAGCAAUGCUAUUCUGGGCGUCCUCUGCUAUUUCUACAGCUCCUCGCAGGAUACCCAGCAGAACUCAAAGCUUGAGAGCCUCAGGUAGAUGGCACACACAACAUUAAGUAAUAUCACAAUAUUUAACAGGCAUAGCCAUUAUGUCACAGUGUUACAGAAUGACUCCAAUCAGGAUGUUACUUUAUUUUAUUGCAGCUUACAAAUAACCACUAACCAGAUCCAAAGACCACAAACUGUAAAUAGAUUGGAUCUGACUAAAUUUAGCUCAGGCUGAUGUCUAUAGACAUAUGGAUUUUUUAAUCUCUCAUCUAGCAUGCAUUCCUAAAACUAACUUUUAAGCCAGUGUCUGCUCUUAGUUAUGCCAUGUGGCAGAUCAUAAUAAAUGAAGUUCUUCCCAGUUCUUCACUACUGUAAUAUAGCAGAAAUUGUUCAAGUUAAAAAAAAAAAAAAAGGCAAAUGUCAGACUGAAGUCCAACCUAUAAAUUCUGUGUAUUAUUAAGAAAUAUCACUCAAAAAAAUCAUGGAAGCCAGGGUGUCCCAUCCAAUAAUCAACUUUCAGAGUGUAAAGAGCUGCAAUUAACCCCACACAUUAAAGGCAGAGUUGAUGUGCUGAGUCAGUGACUUUGAGUUAACACAUUGUCAGAGAGUAAGAGCAGAUAUAUCAGAAUUUUGUUUCUAUGAAGAAUAAGCUACUGUACUACUUGUAACUGUAACUGAAAGGAUUUGAAUAUCUGAAUAUUACCUUAGCUAAGUAGGCAAUUUUCUGAAUGUGCAAAGUAAACUGGAUGGUAAUUUUUCUGCACAUUUUAAACAACAAAAUGUAAGUUUUAUUUUCACAGUAAAUUGACAUAUUGGAAUAAUUUCCCUAGAUUGCUAGGUGUCUGUUACCCAGUUUAGUAACACCGGAGUUCAUUAGAGGCAUUUGCUAAUGGAUAAGCUAAAGCAGUAAUGUGAUACUUGUAAGUAAUUGUGUAUGUGUGCGUGUGUACACGUGUAAGAGAAUAAACCGUCUUGUAAGGUA
Molecule: messenger RNA, 2667 nt
Organism: Tyto alba (common barn owl)
Lineage: Eukaryota; Metazoa; Chordata; Aves; Strigiformes; Tytonidae
Gene: TMEM273
Product: transmembrane protein 273
Exons: 6
Coding region: 66-380 (104 amino acids)
Source: RefSeq, a predicted model, not a curated record